AGGCGCGUGCCAUCAACUGCAGCCUCGCGUCGCUUUGGCGAUCCAACAAUCUUUCACAAAUCCCCAACUUCCUGGCGCUGUCGCGCGCACGCCUUCGAACACCCUUUUCGCGACGACGCUUUCAUCUGUGCAUCAUGCAUAUCAAGGAGAUCACCAUCCAAGGGUUCAAGAGGUAAGAACUACCUAAGCGCAGACCCAGAAAUCGGGCCUGACCGAUAUCUGCAGCUACAAAAACCAGACCGUGGUCAACCCGUUCUCCCCCAAACUCAACGUCGUCGUCGGGCGCAAUGGCUCCGGCAAGAGCAACUUUUUCGCCGCCAUCCGAUUCGUACUUAGCGAUGCCUACUCACAGAUGGGACGCGAAGAGCGACAGGCCCUCAUCCACGAGGGGUCGGGCUCUGCAGUCAUGUCCGCCUACGUCGAGAUAGUGUUUGAUAACUCGGAUGGGCGGUUCCCCACCGGAAAUGACGAGCUCAUCCUGCGCCGCACGAUCGGGCUCAAGAAAGACGAAUACUCUCUCGACCGCAAGAAUGCGACGAAACAAGAUGUCAUGCAGCUACUUGAAAACGCCGGGUUUUCGCGUGCCAACCCAUAUUAUAUUGUUCCUCAGGGUCGCAUCACCAGACUGACAAACAUGAAAGACUCCGAACGGCUGGACGUGCUGAAAAGCGUCGCAGGGACACAGCAGUUUGUCGCCAAAAAAGAUGAGUCACAGAAGAUCAUGAACGACACCAGUAACAAACUAGCUGCAAUCGAUCAGACUUUCGAGCAGAUCGAAGACCGUCUCAAGGAACUCGAAGAGGAGCAAGCAGAACUCCGGGAUUUCCAGGAGAAGGACCGGGAAAAGCGUGCAUUGGAAUACACUCUGUUCCAUCGCGAGCAAGAUGAGCUUAAUAGGGCGUUGGCAGAGCUGGAAGAUCGAAGAGUAGGUGGGAUUGACGAGGUCGAUGAGAAUCGGGAACGCUACGCACAAGGCGAGGACGAGCUGGCCAGAAUUUCUCAGCAAAUCCAGCAACUCAACCAUCAAAUCCAGGCCGCACGGCUCGAGAAGAGACAAUAUGAAGACGAAAAGCGAGAAAAGGCAAGGGCGCGAGCCCAAGUCGAGUUGGAGGAGAAGAAUCUAGUCCACGGACAGGCGGCGGCUCAACGUGCCAAGCAAGAUCGCGACCGAAAUCUGAAACAAAUUCGAGCGCAGAUACGGGAGAUCGAACAAGAACUGAGCACUGUCAUUCCACAAUUUCAGGCGGAGAGGGCAAAAGAACUGGCCGCCAAAACUCGACUAGAGGAAGCGACCGCUACGCAGCAGCGACUCUAUGCAAAACAAGGGAGGAAUGCUCGAUUCAAGUCGAAGAAAGAUCGGGACAACUGGCUUCAAACACAGAUUGACGAGACAUUCCAAUCUCUGUCCCGUUUCAAAGCCACUCGCAUGCAGACCACCGAGGGCAUCGCAGACGAUGAAAAGGAGAUUGCUAGUCUGGAGGAGGAGAUACAAGGCCUUCAGCAGCGAAUCGGCGCACAGGGCCAUUCCAUUGACCAGGAUAUCCAAGCAGCCAACGAGAAAAAGGACGCGUUGAUGGACGAGCGACGAACGUUGUGGCGCAGGGAAGCGCAGUUGGACUCGGAAUACGCGGGGGCCCUCGACGACCUUAGGAAGGCUGAACGCAAUCUGUCGCACAUGAUGGAUGCCAACACCAGCCGCGGCCUGGACGCUGUUCGGCGCAUAAAACAACAGUACAAUCUGGAAGGUUGCUAUGGGCCGCUUGCGGAGCUGAUUGAUGUUCCUCAACACCACACGGCUGUGGAAGUCACCGCGGGAGGUUCUCUCUUCCAUUACGUCGUCGACAACGACGACACGGCUAGCAAGGUCAUGGAAAUCUUGAACAGAGAGCGCGCCGGGCGUAUUACCUUCAUGCCGUUGAAUCGACUGAAGCCCAAAACGGCAAACUUCCCUAAUGCGCAAGAUGCAAGACCGCUCAUGUCGCUCAUCAACUACGACGAGAGGUUCGAGAAAGCCGUCCAACAAGUUUUCGGCAAAGCCAUCAUUGCACAGAACCUCAGUGUCGCAGCGCAAUAUGCUAGAACUCAUGGCUUAACCGCGGUGACCCCAGAGGGCGACCGGUCCGACAAGAAAGGUGCAUUGACCGGUGGUUUCCACGAUGUCCGUUCUUCGAGGCUCAAAGCAACGAAGGCGGUCAUGGCAGCCCGGGAGAAAUUCGAGGCAGUCAAGGCGGAGGGCAUCGCCAAUAAGAGGAAGGUCGAAAAGAUUGACCAGACGAUCACCAAGGCCAUGAGCGAAGUACAGAGACUCGAGCAACAAAAGAACCAGUCUCAAAGCACCCAAGUCUUACUCAAGCAAGAGCUCAGAAGCAAGAUGGACAUGCUCCAACGCAAGAAGGAAGAACUCGAAGCGAAACACAAGCAAGAGGCGUCGAUCGCGGCAAAUGUCAAGAUACUGACUGACCAACUAUCUGCUUACCAGGCCGAGUUGGGCUCAGACUUUAAGAAGGCGCUGAGUGCAGCCGAAGAGAAACAGCUAGAGAGUCUGGCAGUCAGCAUCCAAAAACUGAGGCGCGAGUACAACGAACUCUCUGCGGCGAGGGCGGAGACUGAAACCACAAAGGCUGACUUGGAAGCUCGAUUGAACUCCAGCCUGAAACCCCAGCUCGAAGCGCUCGAGACCGAUGAAGUAGACGAAGAGACUAGCAGCUCUUCCUACCUACGUGGCAAGAGAACGGAGUUGGCACGUCUGACUAAAGAGCUCAACUCUGUCCAGGGUUAUCUCGAUGAGCUUGAGGACCGGCUGGAGACUUCGGCGAUCCAGAUUGGAGAGCUUGAGGCGGAAGCGGCCGAGAUCGGACGCCAACAAGAAGGAUUGGCCAAGGCGAUCGAACGACACCAGCGCCGUCUGGAGAAAGCCGUCCAAAAGAAGGCUGCUCUCUUGGCCUCGAAGCAGGAAAAUGUGGAGAGCAUCCGCGAACUCGGCGCCAUACCUGAUGACUUGCGGAAGAAGUACCAGAAUACUGACUCGAAUGCUAUUGUCAAGAGGCUCCAAAAAGCAAAGGAAGCCCUGAAGAAAUACAACUCUGUCAACAAGCAUGCCUUUGAGCAUUAUCGAAAAUCGCUGAAGCAGCGGGAAGAGCUCACUGCAAGGCGAGAGGAGCUGCAGGCUGGAAGGUCGUCGAUCGAGAACCUAAUCACCGUUCUUGAUCAGAGGAAGGACGAAGCCAUCGAGCGCACUUUCAAGCAGGUUAGCAAAGCGUUUGCCGAGGUGUUUCAAAAGCUUGUCCCUGCCGGUCGAGGUCGAUUGAUCAUUCAACGGAAAACCGACAAGAGGCAAGCUGAGGACGAAGACGAAGAAUCGGAUGCUGAGACUGUCUACAAGCGCGGUGUUGAGAACUAUACGGGUGUGGGCAUCAGUGUCAGCUUCAAUAGCAAACAUGACGACCAGCAGCGCAUUCAACAGUUGAGUGGUGGCCAGAAGAGUCUAUGCAGUCUUGCACUCAUCUUUGCCAUCCAAGCCACUGACCCGGCACCGUUCUACAUCUUCGACGAGAUUGACGCAAAUCUCGACGCACAGUACCGGACCGCCGUGGCUGACCACCUUCUGUACCUUGCCAACAGAGCGGAGGACGAACCCGCGAAUGGCGACGAGAGACCCUUAGGGGGACAGUUCAUCUGUACAACGUUCAGACCUGAAAUGCUGAGGGUGGCGGACAAGUGUUUCGGCGUGCGCUUCGCCAAUAAUGUGAGCAGCAUUCGGGAAGAGUCGAAGGAAAACGCGCUGGACUUUAUUGAGAGCCAAACGCAAUGAUUGGGACGUGGAGGUAUUGUAUCUUUGCUGGCCGUGGAAGCGCCGUAUCUUGGGUUUCAGGGAUAGAUGAUGAUGACGACGGAUGACGAUCGAGGUCUUAACGAUAUCGUCGGCACUGGUGGCAGGGGUUAAUUGUAGAGUACUCCGUUUGCAGACAGGGGCCAUGAACACAAGGAUCUCGAGGCGGCAUGGCUCUGGCUCUGUCUCCAUCACUCGAUGUGCUGCCUGCGGUUGCCUGCGGUUGUCUCGUGUGACGGGCGAGCGCGUAAAGAGCAACGCGUCCGUGUCAACAACGCCAAGCCAUUGACGUGCCUGUGGAUCC
Messenger RNA from Cladophialophora immunda, 4133 nucleotides. RefSeq lists its product as hypothetical. The transcript has 2 exons. Bases 353 to 3811 code for a protein of 1152 amino acids. NCBI's taxonomy places the organism in Eukaryota, Fungi, Ascomycota, Eurotiomycetes, Chaetothyriales, Herpotrichiellaceae. Gene Ontology annotation, biological process: mitotic sister chromatid cohesion. The record is from RefSeq and is a predicted model, not a curated record. Gene Ontology annotation, cellular component: chromosome. Gene Ontology annotation, molecular function: double-stranded DNA binding; cohesin loader activity; ATP binding.